AUGAUCGAUGGUGCAGAAGUUGACGAUCUUGAGGACGACUUUGGGGACGAUGGCUGGCAAUUUGUCGACCUCCUCGCCGGCGAUGCGGGAGAGAUGGCCGAAGAAGCACUGCGACGCGCUGCUGAGUCCGGCAACGAGCACAAGGCUUAUGAUAACAUAAUCAACAGCAUCAAACUCCUUGGACUCAGCGCAGUCAUCGGUACCUCAAGUUCUGAGCAGCGGUCGAAAGCUGUCUCUGCGAUGGAUAAUGCGGUCAUUGAAACUCUUAAGAGUGGGUCGAAGACGGCACGGCACGUUGCCACCCGUUUCAAGAAGUUUACACAACGUCUGACCGUGGAUCCUGGUAGUCGAUCGAAUCAAGCAGCAAUCCAAAGGAUUACGGAGAUUACGAACUAUCUGUCUGAGCGUGAUGCUUCUUAUGACGACGCUACGCAGGCUCGCGAGCGCCAUGACAGGCAAAAAUUCAGGGAGAGAUUCGAAAUUGAAGAAUAUCCGGAUUCAGUCACCGCAGCGUUGCAUGGAACCUUCUACUCAGAUACUUAUUUACCUUGUACAUGUCAAGAAGACGACAAGGGUCUGUGUCUAUCAAAGCGGUACAUUUGUGCGUUGCGUCUGGACGGCUAUACACGCGUUCCUGGCGACGACAAUCAUUUCUUCUUCGAUUCAGUCAUCGCUAAGACCGAUGAUGACUCCUACGAGUGGACUCCCAUACAGUUUCAACUGCCCAGAAGAACGAGAUCGGUGGUGGUCCAUGUCGGGCGCCCUGCGUCUUCAGCUGACAUCGAGAAUGAUCUGUCAUCGUCUCAGGCUUCUCCAGGCACGUUGGAGGAUUUUUGCAAAAUCUUUACGUGGGGUAUAAGAUGCUUCCGCAUAUGUGUGACCCAGGAUCACAAAAGCAAUCUCAUCUGCUGUAGUAUUGAAAGGUCAUUCCACAACAUCUUCCCACAGAAUGCUAAACCAAUGCGUCUUUCUUCCGCCCUACAACAGGACGAAUUAUCGGCGCGGCAUAAGAUUUUUCUUGCAUUCGCAAUAUCAAAAGCAUUCUGGCAAUACUACGGCUCGGACUGGAUGAAGGUGGAAUGGAACCUCGAAACGAUACAACUUCUCCGAACCAAGAAUGCCGAAUCCGAUGCACCGUACCUCAAUGUCAAGAUUCUGGAAGAAGAGCUGACACAGCAUGACCACAACCCCAAAGGAGCGUCAGGCAAGAUACCUGCGCUGCACCCCUGGCCGUCUAUCCUCAAUCUAGGCUUACUGCUGGUCCAACUAGGUUCAGUCACCUCCGAGAAAACUGACCUCAUUACAAUUCCUGGCCGUUUGACGGAAAUCAAGAAGAACAAUUACAUUUGCAUAUCCUGCUGUAAAGAAAUCUCUGCAGAUGAUUCGUGGCCCACGAUAGAUAUCCCAGGAAGAGAUAGGCUCAGGUACCGCCGCAUUGUGGAAGAGUGCUUCCCAACCCACUCAGCUAUCCCGAAAGCCUUGUUCAAAGAUGGGUUAGAUGCUGAAGGAAGCAGAUUGGCACUCAAGGAAAAUAUCGUUCGGCCUCUGUUUGAGCUACUUCAGGAUAUGAUGGAUCCGGAUGAAACGCCAUUCCUGCCACCGCAUGGGGUACAGGCCGACCCAGUAACUGUACUCCAAGGUGGAAAUGGCCUCCCCAGACUGGUCAACAGCCCAAGUGACAUCGCAGCGGACUGGCUGUUCGGUACGACAAACUCUUGGUUGCAUAGCCAUAUUUCUACCCAGAUCGCAAAAUACCAAAGACCGAAGAUUGCAAUAAUAGAUACCGGGUUUGAUGGCAAUGCGCGCUUCGUAGACCGGAAGUUGAAGUUGCGAUUGAAUCUGCAUUCGACCGCAGGAGGAAAUCAUAAUUGGAGAGAUUUUUGGGAGGCGAAAGCAGAGCCGCAAGAUGACGACGGACACGGCACUGCCAUGCUUUCCAUCGUCCACCGUAUCGCACCAUUUGCAGAUGUCUGCGUAGCCCGCAUCGCAGGGGAAGACAAGGAUCUGAAAACAAACCCAGGAAAGACGAGUAACAAUCUUGCAGAGGCUAUUCUCUGGGCAGUCAAAGAACAAAAAGCGGACAUCGUGUCGCUAUCUCUCGGCUGGGAACAGGAGCAGCGCGUUGACAAAAAUCGUGCCAUCAGUAAUGCCAUUUCCGAAGCACUUGCACAUUGCAAUCAGAAUCUGUUGAUCUUUGCUGCGGCUUCGAACCGCGGCGGCAGCAAGCGUGAGCUCUUCCCAGCCAGCCACGGCUCAGUCUUUUCCAUCCGAGGGACCAAUACUAAGGGGAAGCAUGAAGACUUCAAUCCAUCUCUUCCCAGUCGAGGAGGAGAGGUCUUUGGUGCAUUGGGUCUGGAUGUUCCCACCGAAAACCGAGGAAGAUCGCCUCCCUAUCAGACUAACAGGACAGGAACGUCUGUCGCCACGGCGGUAGCGGCUGGCCUUGCAGCGAUUAUUUUAGGCUAUAUCAACAUUCACGACCACAAGAAAGGCCGCUGGGACAAUGUCAGGAUUCAUCAAGGCUAUCAGAAUCUCUUGUACAAGCUUUCAACUGAACCAGAUGGGAGAAAGCAUUUUAUCACUCUCGACAACCAUUCGAAAGAGUAUGAACAGGCAGACCUGGACGCCGCUUUGAGCAGUGCGUCAAACCUGAAGAAUGAGAAGUAA
Molecule: messenger RNA, 2667 nt
Organism: Exophiala spinifera
Lineage: Eukaryota; Fungi; Ascomycota; Eurotiomycetes; Chaetothyriales; Herpotrichiellaceae
Exons: 5
Coding region: 1-2667 (888 amino acids)
Biological process (GO): proteolysis
Molecular function (GO): serine-type endopeptidase activity
Source: RefSeq, a predicted model, not a curated record